Molecule: messenger RNA, 4267 nt
Organism: Rhincodon typus (whale shark)
Lineage: Eukaryota; Metazoa; Chordata; Chondrichthyes; Orectolobiformes; Rhincodontidae
Gene: gatb
Product: glutamyl-tRNA(Gln) amidotransferase, subunit B
Exons: 13
Coding region: 242-1858 (538 amino acids)
Biological process (GO): glutaminyl-tRNAGln biosynthesis via transamidation; mitochondrial translation
Molecular function (GO): glutaminyl-tRNA synthase (glutamine-hydrolyzing) activity
Source: RefSeq, a predicted model, not a curated record
CCAGCAUCAGAGGAGCAGGGUUCGGGGCCCUUCUUGAUCCGAAACGUCAAUUAUCCUGCUCCUCUGAUACUGCCUGGCCUACUGUGUUCCUCCAGCUCCCACAGUGUUGUCCCGGAAGUUUUCUUUGCAAAGCGUCCUGGGACUUGUAGUUCCAAGAUCCGUUGACUAAACAGGAUUUUGUCGUCCGUGAGAACUACAAUUCCCUUGAGGUCCUGUGUGCCUCCUGCCGGUGUGAAUCAUCAUGGCGCCGCCGCUAGUUAGUCUGUGCGCAUGGUGUCAGAGAGCGCUCACGAAUCGAACAGCGAACCGUUUAACUGUUGUUAGAGGCAGCGCGCGCUCUGCAGCAGCAAGGGAUGGUCGCAGUAAAAGCAAAUGGAUGGGCGUUGUGGGAUUGGAAGUCCAUGCUCAGUUAUGUUCCAACUCCAAAUUAUUCUCUGGGUCCCGGGUUCAAUUUUCAGCACCUCCAAACUCAUUGGUUUCAUUUUUAGAUGCUUCACUUCCGGGCACAUUACCCGUUCUUAACAAACACUGUGUCGAAGCAGCUGUGAUGACCGGGUUAGCCCUAAACUGUACCAUUAAUAAGAAAUCUAAGUUUGACAGAAAGCACUACUUCUAUGCUGACUUGCCGGUUGGCUAUCAGAUUACACAGCAGAGAUGUCCAGUUGCCAUCAAUGGAAGUCUUGCAUAUAGUCUUUAUGUUGGGAGAAACAGAAACCAUUUGGUACCUAAAUUGGUGAGAAUUAGACAAAUCCAACUGGAGCAGGAUAGUGGCAAAAGUCUUCACGAUGAUGCAAGAACCCAAACGUUAAUUGAUUUAAAUAGGGCUGGGGUUGGUUUGAUGGAGAUUGUUAUGGAGCCAGAUAUGUGUUGUGGCGACGAAGCAGCAGCAGCAGUUCGGGAACUCCAACUUAUCCUACAAACACUUGGUACAUGUCAUGGAAAUAUGGCAGAGGGACAGUUAAGAGUUGACGCCAACGUUUCUGUGCAUCAACGUGGUGAGCCAUAUGGUGUGAGAGCAGAAGUGAAGAAUAUUAACAGUGCCCGAUUUUUGGCAAGAGCAAUCGAUUAUGAAAUUCAGAGACAGAUUGACAUCUUGGAGAAUGGAGGGAAAAUAUUAAAUGAGACCAGAGCAUUUGAUUAUAAAACCGGGCAGACCAUAUCUAUGAGAGACAAAGAGGGAAAGCAAGACUAUAGAUUCAUGCCGGAACCAAAUUUGCCUCCACUCGUUAUUUAUGACAAUGAAAAUCUAUCUACUAAUGUAAAUCCUGAACAAGUGGUGAAUAUUGACCAUAUUCGUGAGCUGCUACCUGAGCUACCUAAUGCUAAAAGAAAAAGACUGGUGGAAAAGUACAAUAUUCUUGCUGAACACAGCUUCACAUUAGUGAAUGAAGAUGGACUUGUACAAUUUUUUGAAACUGUUGUGGAACAGACUGAAGCUAAUCCAAGGAAAGUGAUUGGUUGGAUCCUUAAUGAUUUCCUAGCACUCUUGAAGCAGAAUAACCUCCGUGUAAACCAAAGCCCCAUUAGCCCUUCUGCUUUGUCAGAGCUGCUUAACCUCUUAGAAAAAGGAUUUAUAUCUUCAUCUGCAGCAAAGCAAGUAUUUGCUGAACUAUGGAAAGGAGAAGGGAAAUCUGCAGUCCAGAUAGUUGAACAGAAGGAACUGGGGCUGAUUCAAGACCACAGGAAACUAGAACAGAUCUGUCAGUGUGUUAUCGAAGGUCAUCCUGCAGAGGUUUCUGAAAUACAACAAGGAAACUGGAAAGUGUUAAAUAAACUUAUUGGCCAGGUUCAGAGAGCAACACAUGGCCGGGCUGCCCCAACCCUGGUGAAAUCUAUUUUGGAAAAGAAAUUGUCCUGAAAGAAUGGAAAUCAAGACAAAGCAGAGCUGUUUUAAUUCAGCGAUCAAAAUUGAAAUUUUACAAGUGUUGUCUUAACCUGUUAGAAUAACUUUGAAUGAUUGACAAAAUCUUGAAACGCAUUCGUUUAUUGUCCACAGGGUUGAAUGCCCCUUCAUUUUUUGUUUAUUCUUGUUAAAAAUGUAUCCUACUGGUUGCCUGCAGUACUUGCACAAUUCUGCCUCAGUAAAAUGAACAUGAUGAAUUACUGACAGAUUGCAAAUCAACUGUAUGAAUUGUGAAAUAAUCAUGUAAAGUACAACUCAUACUAAAUGUAAUUGAUUGAAACCAUGAUCCGACAGGAUAGUCCAGUAAUCUACUUAAAUGUAUGAACAAUGGCUGUCAUUUUCUGUUCUUUAUUGAUCAAAUUUACAUGCAGUGGUUUGAGAUGAAUGCAAACUCCUGUUCGGAUGUGGGCCUGAGAUUUCUAUAUUGAAAAAAUGUAUUUGCACAUUAGCUGUGUUAUGAAAUAUAUUGCAGAUGGUGGAACUACUGUUGUGCAGUAUCAUUCCAUUCUAACGAAAGGUCACAGAGCUGAAAUUGUGAAUAUUUCCAGUAAUUUCUAUUUAUGAAUGUUAAUUAGUUGAGUUUGAUUUGCACAUUGGAACUCUCUUUAAUGGAUAUUGAACAUCAAUACUACAAACCUAGACUCAUGGGAUUACAAUUAAUAGGAACUGCAUCAUCUUCUGGCAGUUGAUUUCAGCGGAACCAUACAAAUGCUGUUGCCCAUCAAAGAUAUUAUUCAAGUACUCAUGUUAUAACAAGAGAUUCUUAACUGCAACAUUUUGCAUGAAAAGGUAAUUUAACAAUAGCAUUAAAAAAGUUAAUUUCUAGCUUUAAUGUCUAUCUCAAAUAAAAACCAUUCAGAACCCAUUUUAAGACAACUUUAAUGCUUAGAAUUAAAAUUGCUGCAGUGGACAAAGUGAGCAACUCCCUACUAAACUUACUUAAAAUAGUAUCCUGCACAGAGUCACAAACUAUAUUUUACUGAAUGUACUGACAAUUUAAUAAGUUAAUUUACUCUGCAGAAGGAACUUAUAAAUACCAUCAACCCUCAGAUCCAGCAUAGUAGUUUCACACUGUAAUAUUAAAUUUUAGAAAUCUGAUUUUAUAAUUCCUACUGAUGUUGCAAAAAUAAAUCAACACAACAGUAAAAUCACCAAAACCAUGGUUUUUUUCCCUAUACAAAAACAAAGCUGCUGGAAAAGCUCAGCAGGUCUGGCAGCAUCUGUAAAGGAAAAAACAGAGUUAACAUUUUGGGUCCGGUGACCCUUUCUCAGAACCCGAAGGACCUGAAACGUUAACUCUUUUAUCCUUCACAGAUGCUGCCAGACCUGCUGAGCUUUUCCAGCAACUUUGUUUUUGUUCCUGAUUUACAGCAUCCACAGUUCUUUAGUUUUUCCCUAUAAUCUGGCAUUGACUUACGUAUACAAACAAACAGCUUUACAUACAUAAAAACAAUCUUUUGAAGACCUCUCCAUAAAGCAAACAAUUUUACUGCUUUGCCACUUUUCUGCAAUGAUCUUUUUCACCCUGCUGGACACUACGCUAGACAUUUGAGAUUUCAUAAUAUGAUGGUACUAUUUAAAAAGGUCUUUCAUUAGCAUUAAAGUGGCAGAAAAUUUCAGUCCUCAUUCAUUUAAUCUUUGGUACUAUUCACAGCAAACCUUUACAGAAUGAAUAUCAUCAGACGUUUAAAGAAUAGACUCAAAUGUUCACACCUAAAAUUCAACUACCACCAGAAAUGCUUGUAUAUUUAUAACAUUUAUAUAUACUCAAAAAUUCAAUACACUGAUAGUUAAUUAAAUUUUUGCCCACAUACAUACAUUGUAGCUUGCAUAGUGAGACAAUUUCACUCGUGAGUUUUCUAUGACCAUAAGGCUGCUGCGUUUAAAAAGUCAACAUUUCUUAAAAAUUCCGAGCAUCAACAAAAUGAGACAAAAUUGUUCCACUCACUGUCUUACUGUAGUUAAGGCCAGAUACAAAUACAAUAUUACUUUGGAAAGGAUUUAAAAGUAGACUGCAUCAAUUGCAUUAAAACACUUCUUCAAACAUGUAACAAUUAUUCCUCACAUUCCUCUAGUGGAACGUGAGAUAAAAUGGAAUGUUCUUGUGCAAUGGCCGCAAGUUCCUUAAGAAAUUCCAUGAAGAUGACAGCUGCAUUGAUAGAAUUUUUCACAGGCGAGGGAAGUCGAGCCACUGGCUUACUUAAAGGCGGGUAUUGUGCUUCCUGAGCACUGCCUUGAUGCUUGUGUCCAUUAUCAGCAAUACUUUGAUUGUGCUUAAUUUCUGCAAGAUGUUUGCCAGGAAAGAAAAAAAAUUACUAAUAAUGUAUGUAUUUUUCCUGUAAUACAAUUUAUGUUUUUACUCAA